Funneliformis mosseae is the source of this 426-nucleotide messenger RNA. Lineage: Eukaryota; Fungi; Glomeromycota; Glomeromycetes; Glomerales; Glomeraceae. The record is from the annotation of a GenBank genome assembly.
AUGUGUCAUGCUACCCCUGAACAAACGACUUGUAGUGCUCCUGAAUGCGAUCGUCCAAUUUAUGUUGAAAGAAACGGAACACGCCACCCAUUCUGUGGACGUACUUGUGCAAGCCAAUACGGAGAUUAUAAGUACAAAAAUUGUAAACGCGUCGGUUGCAACAAUUCUCCAUUCGUUGAUGCAAAUGGCAGAGUUCACCCUUAUUGUGGGAAAACUUGUGCAAAUCAUGAUAUAGCUUCUCGAAUGAAUAUGAAUACUCGUCCUUAUGAUCCUACGGAUGGAUUUGAUCCACCUCCCGCUUACUUACCCCCUUCGAAUAAUAAUAAUAAUUACUUUCCUAAUACAUUACGUAAUUCAAACGUUUCUUCCUAUUCUACUAUCCCUUCUGAGGAUUGUGUCGAUGUUCAAACUGAAUUAUUCACGUGA